UGUUUUUUUGUUUUCUUUUUCUUUCAAGUUUAUGUUUAAACGAUUUAGAUUUCUUUGCCAUAAUUGUUUUAUAAUGUCAUUGUGUAAUCAUUGUUAUAAUAUAUCGGCCGAUAUAACUUUUAAUCAGAGAUUUCGUACACCCUAAUAUCCUUACCAGCACCAGCCCCCAAAAUCCAUAUAAUUCGAGCUCAACUCACUUCACUGCCUAAUAUUUGUUUAUUUAUGCAAAUCCGCCGCCUGAAGGUUAUUUCAUCAAUCUCACUCAACCUUUGCCAUUGAUAUCGAGUUAUUUAUGGCUGCUUCACACAAACGACUGAGGCUAAUCUCAGGUGGACUGACUUUCAGGUUGUCUGUGCAGCUCUGCCCUUGAGGAAGACAGAUCUAUGAGGCUGUAAAAUGCAUUAGCUUUGCCUGGUGUUAAACAGCCAGUAUGAGUUUAGUGGAAUUUAUACGGUGGGUUACAUGUUUUUGUUGUGUGAAAAAGAGCCAAGCAUUAUUCCAUCAUAUUAUAUGAAUUGUUUUCGGAUUUCAAUUCAACGGUUCAGUUGAAUGUUUAAUUUUGAUUGAAUUCGAUGCAUUUUUGUUGCUGAACACUUUUCAUCAAAAAGAAUAACCCAUUAGGUGUUUCACUCUUGUGAAUGCAUGCCAGUUUAAAUAUCUCUACUAAUGCUGCCUAAUAGCUAAACUAUUUUCUUUGUUAGCUUGUAUUUACCUGAGAUAUAACACUUAGGCUACACUUUAGAAAAAGCCGACUUGCUGUGAACAUAACUACAGAGCUAAUAAUUAUAUUUUUUGAAGGGAUGUUGAACCUCACAUGAACUUUGGAAAAAAUAGAGAAGAAAACAGUUAUACAGCCGUCAGGACUAUUAAUAGUUUUGUCAAGUAAAAAGGACCAAACACCUGUUUAGCUUAGUUGUAGUGAGUACCCCUGCUGUCCACCACCUGUUUACAUUAUCCCUGGUUUCCUGUCUGUGUAGUUGCAUGAACAGAACAUGUAGAUUUGUGAUGUGGAGUGGUCUGACUGGUUGUUGAAAGUGUCAGAUGUAAAGCAAUAGUUUUGAAUAAACUCAGCUGUUAUUAUUUACCACUCUUUAUAACAUGGAAAUCAAAAAGCAUAGUCUACUAAUAAUCAUUACCCAGAAAUCAUGGCAGAAUUCUAAUCAAAUAGUUAUUAGCUUCUGUCUUAAGGCUCUUAUUGAGGCAGGAUUAACAUUGUUUUUUUAAUGGAUGAAUGUGGGAAGGUGUCCUUGAAAAUUCUGCAACUCUCACACUUGUGAAGAUUUUAGAACAGCAUCACACCUUUUAAUGAAGAUAAAUUGUCUUGGUAGAAGCCUGUGUGAGUUUUUGGCAGACCAGCUGUACUACAGGGCACAUCUCCUGCACAUAGCAGGCUAUAACAGAUAGACAUCUCUCCACUGCAACACAGGAAGUGGAGCUGAUGGGGAUUUCUUGGCAGCAUACGAGUCCAGCCUAUGGGAUCCAAGGCUGGUGUUACUGUUCCUUUCAAUCUUGUCCCCUGUCUGACCGUGUUACACACAUCACUGGUGCUUGCAGACAUCUCUGCCAAACUCUCAAACAGAAACGACCGACUGCAUGACGACAAGAGCACCUACACAAUCACCAUCUCACAAAAAUAUCUACAAAUGUGAGGUUAAUCAUUUACAGGUUUUACUUUGAAUGGAGCGGGCAGCCAAGUCGGCCACAGUUCCUUAAACAUACCCGUUAUUUAGGUUGCGUUGCCCGCAGCUGUAAUGUCAAAUACCUUUUCUGAGCACAACAGCAUUCCUGACUUUCUGUCCCUGCUUCUAACCUUCCAGCUGCACGUCAGGUUUCAAUGUCUGCUGGUUAGCUCAGUGCAGUGAUUCCCCUGUGUCUGUGGAGAGUGCUCAUGAGUCAGCAUCUCAGGCCGGAGCAGCAUCAGUGUUGCUCAGGAAGAUGAGGGAAUAUUUAUGGGGGUUCAUAAAGCGAUAAUUAUGAGGAUCACUUUGAGUUCCAUAUUGAUGUCAACAUAAGUUGAUGGACUGUUCGUCUAAAGAGGCAUUAGUGAACUUUAUUUAUAUUUUUAUUGCAUUUUAUUUGCUUUACAUUCUCUCAAACCAUAACCACUCCCAUUGUGUUGGUCCCUACAAAGCUUGUCCUCACUAGAAAAACAAAUGUAGUGGACAUUGAUCUGCUGCAGUGGUGUAUUAUUCUACUCUCAUUUCUUUUGAAGAGCUGUGGCUCCUUAAUAGCCAUAAACAAAUGCAGAUUGAUAAGUAGAGCUUUAUCUUGACCUGAGGUUCUGAGAAAAUCAUGUAUUGUUGAAUUGAGUUUAAAUCAAAUUGAAGGAUCUACUAUAGAACUAUAUGACAAACAAUUAAAUCAAGAUGAAAAAUGUCACCUCAGUCAGCAUUGAUAUUUAUCACGAUAUUUUAAAAUUAUUAUGUUGCAAAUGUAUCGACUGAUAUUUUCUUCCUGGUGAAGAUUCUGGUUUUAAUGUCUUCUAUAUGAGCAGAGAAUGUCAAACACUUGUUAAACAGCUAAACAUUUUACAAAAGUGUUAUAUCUCCCCACUGAACUUUUGUUAUAUUCAGGUUUUCUGCAGGGAAUAUGUGUGUGUGUGUUUUCAAACAAAGCUUCAUGUUGUGUCAAACCAAUAAUAUCAAACUAAUGACAUUGUGGUUGGUCACAGUCACAGUCCUGGCACACACAGGCACCAUGUGCAGCCAGCAGUGUUUCCUCUACGAUUUCUUUAGCGGGGGGUAUAACCUUGGCUGUUGGACUGACCAUUUUAAAAACUAUGAAACAAGCUGACACUUCACUGCAAAACAGGAAUAGAUUUACCUGAGUUGCAAAGCUUGCAGCCUAGUUGAAAGUGUUUAAUUACAAAAAUUAAAUAAAUUCAAGGCUCUGUCAUAUGGAAAAAUCUACUAUUACUAUUUGGACAUUUAAUUCAUUGGAGAAUACUUGAGUUAUUAGCAGUUGGGGUUUUCAAAAAUGCAUUGGGAGUAAAGCUGGAUAUUUCUCCCGCAGUCAGCUGCCUCUGUGAAAAGCAGUGACAACUGUCCUUUCCCAUAAUAGCCACCAAAAUAGAGAAGAUGGCGGUAAAAAAGUGAUGGUUAGUAUUUAUUUCAGUUGCUAGCAAAACUGUCCUAGCUUAGUUAAUUCUAGUUGUUAUGGUAACAAAAGAUGCUCUCAACCAAAGAUUCCAGAGCGCUUUGAUUCAACUGUGCCCAAGUGCAGAACAUUUAAGUUCAAUGUGAGGGCAGGCCAUCGGGGGGGAAUUGGGAGGAAGGACAGGACUCCAGAACAGUACAAGGCAACCAGGCCUAGUGUGAGUACAUCCUAAUUCUGAAAUCGGCAUAUAUACUGUAUAUAGUGGUUAUGCAAGACAGGGACAGUAAACAUUUUGCUGAUAUUUUUUACGAUCUACCGGCCCACUGCUGUGAUGGGAUUUUUCCCGGUGCAUGCGUCCGAUGUCCUGUCUGAUUAUUCUGAGUGGCUUUAAAAGCGCAAGUGAGGGAGAGGAAGGGAAACUGCAUCUUGAACAGUAGGUUUUUGUCUCUAUAAUCAUUCAAAUAAAAGUGAAAUUAGUUUUACAGUGCAGUACAGUUAGUAUUCUAUGUUUUAAAACUGCAGUUCAUCAGCAGGUUUUGGCAGCAACUAUCACAAGACAGCAGAGCUGACCAAAACAAGCUAUUUGAACAUGACUCACAGAUCCCCAUGAACAGUCGGACUCCUGACAAACGGUCCCACAACAGUCACAGAAAUCCCCACGACCGCUGUAAGCUCAAGUGGUCGAUCGCUUCAUCCUCCUCCUCCAUGCAAAGAAAGCGCUGGUUUCCAUACUUCAUGCUUCGUGUACAGUAUGGGGAAUAGUGUGUGGGUGUGUAAUGGUGACUAAUCCAAUUUGCAGUCUUAUUCUGUAUCCCUAGUUGUCACUGAGCCCUUAAUCUCUGUGGAGAGAGAGAGAUUCUCACAAACUAAUCUCAAGCUUGUGUCUGUCCACUGAUCCCUGAGAAUAGUUGUCUUUUGGUGAAUGAAAACAGGGCGUAAACACGAGACUAUAGCCUCAGUGCCGAGCAUCUACACGUGUACAAACCCUCACUCUGCUGCUCACACUUGAAUCAAAAUGGCAUGUGGAUAUGGGCAACUGACGGCGAGAUGGUGAGGGGCUGGACUCGUGUUGUUGACCUGCCACUGCUGUGUGCCGGUACUCCUGAUCAUCCUCCGCCCAUUCACUUACUCCAGAGGCUUGGCUUGUUUGUUGCCGGGGGUUACGCUUGUUGGUGAGCACAAUGUCGGAGCACAUGCAGCUCUCCCUUGCCUUGUGCAGGAUUGGGCUUUACACGUGUUUCCGGGCACUGUGCUGUAAAGGACCCCCACCGCCAAGACCCGAGUAUGAUGUGGUGUGCAUUGGCCUGACAGGUGCUGGAAAGACCAGCCUGCUCUCACGCCUCUGUAGUGAGGGCAGUGACGGCAUCGUUCCUACAACAGGUUUCAGCAUCAAAGCAGUGCCAUUCCCAAAUGCCAUCUUGAAUGUAAAAGAACUUGGAGGAGCUGACCACAUCAAGAAAUACUGGAGUCGUUACUACCAGGGGUCACAGGGAGUCGUCUUUGUAUUGGACAGCGCGUCAUCAGAUGAAGACCUCGAGGCCGCGCGGAACGAGCUCCACUCAGCCCUACAGCACCCACAGCUCUGCACACUGCCUUUCCUCAUUCUCGCCAACCACCAGGACAAGCCUGCCGCAAGGACGCCAAACCAGAUCAAGAAAUACUUUGAGCUGGAGCCGCUGGCCCGAGGGAAGCGCUGGAUCCUGGACGGCAGCUCCACCGACAACAUGGAGGCGGUGAAGGAGAGCUUCAGUCAGUUCAUUAGCCUGCUGGAGGACAAAGACACUGAGCCUGCAAGGAUAUGAUGCUAACGCUGCUAAUGCAGAGACAUUAGUUGCUAACGGCUAACAAACGCCACAUCCUGCUGGCGCCCUCGGUCACACACUCAUGCACAGACACAACCAUGUACACAGGAAAACACAGCGGAUGUGGGCCACUCUACCGAAGAUGUAUAUUGUAUGUUAUCCUCCCUUCACUGCGGCCUCACGGUUUCAAAUUGGAAGAGUGUGCGACAGCCGGGCGCGACACAACCUGAGAGGAGAGCUGCUGUUGAAUCCACCCGACGUAAAGUCAAGAAAAGUCCUCGAACUUUUCCACAAAUGGAAAUAUUGUUUACUACUGUCUGUGCCAUUGUGAUUAAGUGGCAUCUGGGACCUUUGUCAUUCCUUGUAGUCGAUAUCAAUGAACACUAACACACACACACACACACACACUGUCACUCACGUAGCGGAGGCCAGGUUGUCUGUAGAUAUGUUUAAAGUCUCCACUAAUUCCUUUCCAGAAUGUGUGUGUGGACACGGUUGGUUUUCUUUCCUGUGCGACGUGCUGUGUGAGCUCAGGUGUGCGUCUCCCUCUGACUCAGUAAAACGAAUGUGGUGGUGUGAUCGGGCCGCGUAGUUCGAAGCCUUGUGUUAUGUACGGUAGUUACAUAUCGAUGUGUCACGCCAUAUCCGCGUAUCUAAUCUGAAUAGUGUAGUCUUGAGUAUCUCAUGGAGUAUUAUGUACAUGCAAACGAGUAACUGCUGUGUACCCUCCUGUGCCGCCAAACACAACUACUACUUAUCAUGUGACUAAGUGCUCAGUGACUUUAUGGAGACGAGAGUCUGAAUGCUUUUUAUAAAUGUGCAGCGUAGGGUAUAUUUUAUAGCUCUGUAUGUUAACCUGAUCAGAUGUUUUAUAUCUCUCACCACACUUAUGAAUUCUUUCAAAUCAAAGACCAAAAUCAAAUAGAAACAGCAGCGAUGAUUCACCGGGCUGAGAAAUGUGACGGAUUUCGAUUCAGUGUUUAGAAAAUAUUUCAUGUUAGUGUUUUUCUACUUUAUUUGUUUGUUUUUUUUUCCUUCUGAAUUUGACAUGAUCCCUCUCAACGCUGACUCCAGUCCAGUCCCCCGUCAGGCUGCAAUACAAACUCUAUCAAUCAGCCGCAGCAACAGCUGCAUCUGACAAGUCCCUGUCCGACACCCUAAUGCCUUCCAACUGUCUGUGAAGACCCCUCCCUGUCUGCUGUUGAUCGUGGACCCCCAUCUCAUCCCCAGCCCGCUCCAACCAACACUGUCCCUCCCGCGCUCCGUUACUGCUCGGGGGGGGGGGGUUUCAUCCCAGAUGCCGUCUUCAGGCCUCAUGUGGUCUCCAAACAUCUCAGAUGGGUCCUAUUCAUGGUGCCACAGGUGUGUGGCUGUUCCCAGGACGUUCACUCCUCCUCCUCCUCCUCCUCCUCCUCCUCCUCCUCCUCCUCCUCUUCCUCCUCCUCCUCCUCCUCUUCCUCUUCCUCCUCCUCCUCCUCCU
Molecule: messenger RNA, 6378 nt
Organism: Hippoglossus stenolepis (Pacific halibut)
Lineage: Eukaryota; Metazoa; Chordata; Actinopteri; Pleuronectiformes; Pleuronectidae
Gene: arl15a
Product: ADP-ribosylation factor-like 15a
Exons: 5
Coding region: 4278-4898 (206 amino acids)
Molecular function (GO): GTP binding; GTPase activity
Source: RefSeq, a predicted model, not a curated record